AAGCUGUUAAAAAACAAAAUUUCGUUAUUAAAUUCGUUUAAAAAAUAAUUUACUCUUUCGUUAAAAGUAUUAAACAUUUUCUAUCAAGUGUGACAAUUGUUUUCAUCUCCGUGUUAGAUCAAUUACUCAAAUUGUUUGCAGUGAUUGAAAUUUAUGACAAUUUAUAACAAUUUAUGACGAUAAAUGCUUUCAAUGGCUCAUUAAACUCGUAGAACCGGUAAAUCAUAUCGAGUCAAGUGUCAUCAUCUUCACAGGAAGGAUGGAUUUCAAAGAAGUGGUGAAUGUAAUCUCUGAUGCUGUGGUGGUGAUGGGUUUCUCGGUAAUUUACAUAAUCGAGGCAUUACUACGGGCUCUGAUACCGCGGAGGUAUCAGAGAAAAAUUAUAAAAGGGGAAGUGGCUUUGGUGACUGGAGGAGCUGGAGGAAUAGGUAGACUCAUUUCCAUCAAACUGGCUCAACGUGGUGCAUAUGUUGUUAUAUGGGAUAUUAACGAACCAGGCAUCCAACAGGUUGUCAAGGAGAUAAGAGCAUUUGGUGGAAAAUGCAUAGGAUAUACUUGUGACAUCACCGACAGAAAUCAAAUUUAUCGUAUUGCGAAAACCGUGAAAAUUGAAGUUGGAAAUGUAACAAUUGUGGUUAAUAAUGCUGGGUAUAUAUGUGGAAAAACAUUUAUGAACAUUCCCGAUGACGAGAUAGAGAGGACUUUUAAGGUCAAUAUCCUCGCACAUUACUGGAUAAAUAAAGCUUUUCUGGAAGAAAUGAUGAAGGAUAAUCACGGACAUAUUGUCACGAUUGCCAGUGUCGCUGGAUUAAUGGGGACUUAUAAUUGCACUGAUUAUUCGGCUACUAAAUUUGCGGCCAUUGGUUACCACGAGAGUCUCUUUACAGAGCUCAAAAUGCAUGGAUACGAUGGCAUUCAGACAACUCUCGUGUGUCCUUAUUUCGUCAACACAGGAAUGUUUCCUGGAGUCAAACCGAGAUUGCUGCCUCAAUUGGAGCCUGAAUAUGUUGCUGAAGAGGUCGUCCAAGGGAUAUUGACUGAUCAAGUUAAUGUUACGUUGCCGUCCAGUGUCAAAUACUUUGUACCUCUCAAGAGUUGGCUUCCACCGAAAGUUUCAUGGUCCCUGAUGUAUACCCUUUUGAAAGGUCCCCAAACCAUGAUGAUGCUUAAUAAAUACGAAAAUAAUGAUACGUAUGAGGGUAAAAAAUUAGACUGCGAGGAUGCAAGAAGAAAUUCGCGAUACGAACAACUCACAGACUUCGAGCAUAUAUCAUCAGCACCAGCCAUGUAAAUGAAUCAUCGAAUUAUAAGACUAAUUGUAUAUUUCACUUGAAUAUCUGAGUUUUUAAGAUUUAUGUAUAGAAAUCCUUUACAUUUGUUUUCUUAUUAAAGUCUAUUUUGUAUUGCUCA
Fopius arisanus is the source of this 1410-nucleotide messenger RNA. Its product is annotated as short-chain dehydrogenase/reductase family 16C member 6. Gene Ontology annotation, molecular function: oxidoreductase activity, acting on the CH-OH group of donors, NAD or NADP as acceptor. NCBI's taxonomy places the organism in Eukaryota, Metazoa, Arthropoda, Insecta, Hymenoptera, Braconidae. Bases 260 to 1291 code for a protein of 343 amino acids. The record is from RefSeq and is a predicted model, not a curated record. Gene Ontology annotation, cellular component: lipid droplet. The transcript is spliced from 8 exons.